Morone saxatilis (striped sea-bass) is the source of this 2395-nucleotide messenger RNA. Its product is annotated as zinc finger protein 572-like. Gene Ontology annotation, cellular component: nucleus. NCBI's taxonomy places the organism in Eukaryota, Metazoa, Chordata, Actinopteri, Moronidae. The record is from RefSeq and is a predicted model, not a curated record.
AUGUCCAGCGGCUGUCGGUCAGUAUAGAGGAGGUUCCCCCUGAGAAGCUGAAGUGGAGCCCCAGUCAGUUUCAGGACCUUACAGAUGUAUUCAAACAGCGGCUGCUAACUGCGGCUCCAGAAGAUCUGAUCGGAGAUUUCGAGACAACAAUAUCCGGAUACGAGAAGGAGAUCGCCCGCAAACGAAAACUGCUAGAUGUGGUUUUAAAGCCUGAAAUAAAGCUGCGAAGAGCCGAUGUCCAGCAGCUGUCGGUUAAAGAAGAGGUUCCCCCUGAGCAGCAGCAGGAGUGGAGCCCCAGUCUGGACCAGGAGGACCCAGAGCCCCCACACAUUAAAGAGGAACAGGAGGAAGUCAGGACCAGAUUCUGGAGGAAACAGGACCAGGAUACAGGGGAUGAGAGGCCAGCAUUCAAGGGGUUCACUUUCUAGCUUCUUCCUUGUUUCGCUCUGUGUAAAGAUAGUGAAGAUGUUGAUGAUGAAGAGAAACCUCAGUCAUCACAGCUUCCUCAAAGACAAACUGAACAGAUGGAAACAGAUGAUGGAGAGGACUGUGGAGGACCAGAACCAGCCAGAAACUCAGAUCCAGAUGAACAUUCACAACCUGAUACGGAUGGUAAGACUGAAGACUCUUCUGAAUCUGAGACUGAUGAUAGCGACAAUGAUUUUAAAGAGACCAGAGAAUCUCAGUCAGGUGAUGUUACCAAUAUAAAGCCUUUGAGCUGUUCAGUUUGUAAGAAAUGUUUUUUGCACAUGAGAACUCACACAGGUGAGAAACCUUUCAGCUGCUCAGUGUGUGGUAAAAGCUUCAGUCAAAAGAGUCAUCUGCAGGUUCACAUGAGAACUCACACAGGUGAGAAACCAUUCAGCUGCUCAGUGUGCGAUAAAAGCUUCAGUCUAAAGAGUAAUCUGCAGUGACACAUGAGAACUCACACUGGUGAGAAACCAUUCAGCUGCUCAGUGUGCGAUAAAAGCUGUCAAAUCAAUUCUGAUUGAGUUCCAUUCCAGUACAGAUUAACACUGCAUGGAGUUAUUAAAAGUUAACACUGGAGGGUACAAUAACUCUGAGUGUUUCCUAAAACCAGAAAACGUACCAAACACACAUCCACAUCCAGUCUGGGCACAUUUAAGCCUGAGAUUUUUUCCAGGUAAGUAACCAUGAACUAAUCGUAAAUGCCUAACAAGCAUAUUUGAACUAGUUAACUGAGCCUGACAAACAAAACACUGCAUGAUAGAGGAGAAACUUCAAGCACUAAUGAAGCAACCUCGCCCUAACUUGCCAACAUCAAUGUUGUACACUGUGGUUUGGAUGAAAGUGUACAUGUUGUUCAUCAAAGGCACCAAGAGAAGAGGUUGACCUGCAAGGUAUGGCAUUCUUGAACUGGUGGAUUGCAUUCUUUUAACUCCAACAGCCAGGAGAUAGGGUUGAGCUCUAUCUCCUCAGUAGGAUCAGCUGCCAGCAAGAGUUCUUCAAGCUCACUUGUGGAUAGACGCUUUCUGCAUUGUUGGAUGAUAUUUUUCUUGAACAUGACCGACCACCUCUCCAGAAGCGUGCUUGAUGUAUCCUCUCCAAACAUCAGAAUGAAAUCCUGUUCAACUAUCUGACAGGCAACCUAAGUUAACGGGUGAUAGUUAAUGGAGUAUUACUACAACGCCUGUCUACCGAUAGAUAAUUACCAAGCCUUUGACGUCUUUAAAACGUGGAAAGUUGGACGGUAUGUUGCUCGACUGCUGGGGGUCAAGGACCAUGUUGCGGCGAUACACAAAUGUCAGUUUCAUUUUCUUCUUGACGGUGUCCUCAUCAGCUGAAUGUUUCAUCAGUGAGAUUGCUUCGUUGCACUCAUCUUCAGUCACGGCAGUCUCUGAAACUAACUCGGACUCUCGUCUGACAGUUGGUCCUCCAGACACGUCUUCACCAGAUGAUUCUUUGGCUGAUUCUACAUAACAUGGGAAAAUACAGUAUUAUAAAUACUGAUCGCUUGUCUUUAGCGGUGCCUUUCUGAAUAGUUUCAAUCCUCCAGGCCAAGUACCCAGUUCCACUCUAACUAUCAUAAUAGUGCUCCUUGGAGGAUGAAAGGAUAACAAAAAAAGAUCCGAUAGGAUUAAAAUUUUUUCAAUACAGCAUUUAACAUUACUACAACAAUUACUGUGUGCAACUCACAUAGCCAGUCUUAGAGAAUGGGUCACCGAGGUAGGGGAAUAAGGUCACUAUUCCUCUGGCGUACAUUUCUUUCAUUUGUCUGGGUGGGGAUGUACUGCAAGGAGAAAGGAGUUUGCAGUUAUAUUCACUGGAUUUAAUUUCGAUGUCAAAUUAAUCUCUAAGCUAGAUUCAGAACACAAGGACUGUUAACAAAUGACCCAUUAUUUUCUGCCAUGUCAGCUGCCAGUAUGUUCACCAU